CCGGGGGUCCCGGGGGUGCCGCGGUGCCGCCGCCCCCGCCGGUCGGCGGUGAUGUGUCCACCCCUGCUCCCGGAGCGCCGCGCUCCCAAAGCCGCCGCUUCCAGCUAGAUCCAAACCCGCCCCGCUGCCAUGGAAACGGGCAGCCCGGAGGAGCGGGACGGAGGGGACCAGCGGCGGGAGGAGGGCGGGGACGCCCCUCCCGACAGCGCCAACGGCUCGGUGCUGACAGCGGAGCCGCAGCAGCCGCCCCCCGGCAAGCUGAGGAAAACGGCCUUCAAGCUGUUCGGGGGCAAGCGCAGCAUCUGCACCCUGCCCAGCUUCUUCGGUGGCCGCGGCAAGAAGGGGCUCAGCAAGUGCAAGACCCACGACGGGCUGAGCAGUGCUGCCUGUGACAAGGGCAGUGGGACACAGCCGGACAGCCCCUCGGAGGGCAGCAGGGAUGGGCAUCCCGGCCCACUGCCCAGCUCCCGCAGCGCUCAGCUGGCUGUGGACUCUGGUGCCAGGGGGGAUUUGGGCCAGCAGGACAGCUCUCCCCCCGGCAGUAUUGAGGGCUGUGACAAAAAGCCCAAUGGGGAGAAAUCCUCUUUCCCCAGACCCAAAAAAGGGCUGAAAGGAUUCUUUAACAGCAUCCGGCGCCACCGGAAGAGCAAGGCUGCCGAGAAUGAGAAGGCAGAGCUCCCCGAGUGGAACGGGGACACGGAGGAGGCCGGGAAUGCUCCUGGAAUGGCAGUGGAGAGCCAAGGGGCCGCAGAGGGCAGGGGAGCAGGGCCGGUCCCUGAGGCCACGGCCUGCCCGGGGGGCUCAGGGGGUGACCCCAGCUGUGGUGAGGCCACUGAGCCCACUUGCCCCGUGGCCGAUGGAGGCAGCUCUGAGGGUGACACGAUGGCCGUGCCAGGGAAUGGGGACGUUCCAGAUACAAAAUCAGAGGCGGAGACUGCUGCCUGCACUGAGUUUGACCGUGAGAGUUUGCUGCUGGCCUUCCACCCUGACCUCAUGGACAACGAGCCUCCCUGCCUGCACUCCGGGGACCUGCUGAGCCUCAUCCUGGACGACGUCACCUCCCUGAAGAGCUUCGACUCCCUGACAGGGUGCGGGGACGACAUCGCCGAGCCUGACAUCGCUGAGAGCAGCAUCUCGGUGGAGCGCAGCCGAGACGCCACCAAACGCAGCUCCUGCCUGGUCACAUACCAGGGCGGUGGCGAGGAGAUGGCAAUCCCUGAGGAGGCUGAGGAGUACCUGCACCAGGUGUGGGACAGCGGCGUGCCAGGGGACAGGAGCUACGGGGCCCAGGUGUCAAGCAGCAGCCUGGAGACGCACGCCUCGCACGAGGCCGACGCCCACCCCUACAUGGGGGACGCCAUGGACGGCGUUGACCUCCUGACGCCCCAGAGUGACCAGCAGGAGUCUGCCCCGAACAGUGACGAGGGGUAUUACGACUCCACCACGCCAGGGCCGGAGGAUGAGGCUGGAGAGGAGCUCAAGAAGGACCGACUGCCCCGGGACAGCUACAGCGGAGAUGCACUUUAUGAGUUUGACACCCUGAUGAGCCCCUCUCACGGGGAGGAAUCCCUGUUCGAGGGCAAAGUCCCACGCCAGGGCAUCUUCAGCUACUUCAUGGACUUCUGCCUCCCUGCAGAGAAGAGCCUGAUCCAGCAGAUGAUGGAUCAGAAAAGAGGGCUGAUGGAAGCCGAAGAAGAGGGGCUUGCAGCCAUUCAGAAGGAGCUGCUGUACUGGGAGCUGCAGAGGGAGCCGGUCCUGAAGCGCCUGGAUGUGUCCAGCAAGGAGAAGUGUCCCCGGGAAAAGCAGUGCAUUGAAUGUAAAAGUAGAGCAGCUGGCUCCAUUGGCAAGAGUCAGAGUGGCCUUGGGAGUGAGCAGGUGGCCUCGCACACCCCAACCCAGGCUGUCAACGGUGGGGUUGCAGUGGCUAGGGCUGAAAAUCCAGAGUGGAGGGAUUUUCCAGGGACUCUGUGUCCGGAAAACUGUUACAACAGCCAAAAAGCCCCUGGAAGUUGCCUUACUCAGCUCACAAAGAACAACCCGGGGUUCAACACAGACCUGGACUGUGGGAUGUUUGGGGACUCCAUCCACGGCAGCGUGGCCCCAGCCAAGGCAGGGAUGUUCCCUGGGUUCAGGCUCCCGGAGCAGGAGCGCGGUGGUGGAGCAGAGCCCAGCCCCGGCGAGCCCCAGGUGGGCAGUGAGCCUGAGCACGCCGUGAGCUUCUCACAGGCUCUGGUGGAGUUCGCCAGCAGCGGGACCCUCUUCUCCAGCCUCUCCGAGAGCCUGGGGAGCUCGGCCUCCAGCUCGUCCUUCACCCAGAACCUCCCUGCCCUCCCCACCAUGGUCACCUUUGACGUGGUGGAUGUGGAGCAGGACGGGGAAGGGGAGUGCGAGCAGCACCCGGAGCUGACCGCGGGCGAGGACAUCGCCGAGGCCUUCGACGACAGCUACGGACAGAAAGAGUCUUUGGCUGAAUGUGACGAGAGAAUGUCCCCGGGCUUCUCCCCGGGCUCCUUCCAGAGCUGCAACUGGGGGGUGGCCAGCCUGCCCCGCCACCUGCGCCUGCACGGGCUGAGCCCCUCCAUGCCUGCGCCACUCUCCGUGGACCGGAGGAGCCGCUCGCUGGACACGGAGAGCCUGGAGUUCGAGCUGGCCGAGCUGCAGGGCGCCCGGAGCGGCCCCCAGCCCUGCCGGCUCUGGGCCAGGCGUGAGGCCAGCAGGAAGGACUCUGCUGGAGCCAGGAGGAGCAGGAGCAAGGAGGAGGGCGAGCUGGUGGCUCCCGAGGGCGGCUCAAGCUGGCCGGGCCUGCGGCACCUCCAGCCCGGCACCGACACGGCUCCUGGCGGGAUGGAGCUCUGGGGCUUCGUCCCGGCCGGCGCCGUGGAGAGCAUCUGGGAGCCAUCGGAGCCGCCAGACACCGUGUCCCCUUUCCUGCCUCUCUCCCGGGGUGGCACCGGGGAGGCUCCGCAGAGGCGGCCCCAAGAUCCAGAGCUGAGCAGGCACCCGCUGCGGCCCUCCAACCUCCCCCUGCAGCUGGAGACCAGGUGGGGCUGGGAGGCAGCCGGGUCCUACCGGUACCACGGGGACGUCCCCAAGCUGUCCCGUUUGUUACCCCUGGGAGAAGCCGAGCUGCCUCCGAGCUUCACCUUCACCUGCUCCCCGGAGCACCGCACCAAGGGCAAACCCGUGGGCAUCGCCCAGGGCGUGCCACAGCAUCCCAGUGGGAGCAGCGGGGACACCGAGGGCCCGGAGCGCUGCCCCGAGCCCCUCAAGGGCAGGGCCACCCCGGGGCACGGCGGCUGCCGCAGUGCUGUGCUCAGUGUCACCGAUGCAGAGUAGCUGCAGGAAUGUCACCACGUCACCAAGGCCGAGUAUCUCCAGGAAUGUCACCGUGUCACCAAGCCAUGGGGCUGCAGGAAUGUCACCGUGUCACCGUGCUGAGGCUGCUCUGGGCAGGGCUGAAGUGGGGGUAAAGGGCAGGGAGGGAGGAAACCGGGAGCAGUUUUGGGGGGACUUUAUUUGAGCUGGGCUGAUGCUCCUCUCCUGCAGCCAUCCAUGGCCUCACCCCUGCGGAUGCUCUGGCGGGGUUUGGAGCUGCCUCCAGGAUUCCUCCAUCACCACUGAGGCACUUUCUGGUUCUCCAGCCCUUUUCCAGUGCCAAGUGCAGCAGCAGCCCCCAGCAGAAGCUGGGGAUGGACCCGUCGCUGGUGUGGCAGGUUGGGGUUUGCGCAGGAUUGGGGCUGAGGGAACAAGCCUUGGGCAGACUUUUGAGGGAAAUGGGGCUGUUUUCCUCUUUUUGGUGAAAUGUUUUGGUUCAGACUCACUUUGAAUGUCUUCCACCUCAGGCUCAGUCUGGGGAGCUGGGAGGAAGGGUGCCGCUUGUUCCAGAGCGAGGACGGGGCGAGGCAGCUGGAAAGGGGAACUUUGCAGCAACGUUUUUAUUUAUUUGGUUUUUUCCUUGCCCCAAAGGAAAGCAGGAGCUUUUGUGUGCGUGCUGAUAACGUUCUCCAGGUCUAGUUUGAGUUUGCUCAGAGAGAUGUGCUGUCCAUGGUAUCCCUUUGAAGAACAAAGUGUUGGUCCCUUCUUUGUUGUGGUCUUCACAGUGCAGAAUUCCUGGUGGAAACCUUUCCUGUGCUUUGUCCUGGGCUCCUGGCCUCUCCAGGGCCGUGGGGGCAGGGAUGAGGCCUUUGAAAUAAGCUAAAUUUGCAUCGUGCCUGUAGCUGUGAAGUGGCAGAUGCUGUUACUUUCUCAAAAGGAAGCUUUGUGGCUUUUUAAUUUAAUUUUUUUAUUUUAUGGUUGUUUUCUUUGCAUGAACCCACAGGAGCAAAGUUUUGUGUUCGUUGGAAUUCGGGAUGGACCGCAGCUACCUUGGGCUUCACAGCUUCCUCCUCCUGACUGGAGGGAACAAAAAAACUGGGAGUUGCUGGAGGUUUGGGAUUUUUUGCAUCUUGGAAGGAAUGUGGAGGAGGGACACAGGCUGAGGGGACCCUACAAGCUCCUGUGCCAUCUGUUCCAGGCUGCUGAUCCCCCCUGUCCUCUGUGAUCCCAAACCUCCAAUCCAUGACACAAAGCUGCUUUGUGUCCUGCCCAAGCUCUGUGUUCUGAUUGAAUUCCAUUACCAGUGAUUUUUGUUUCCCCCCCCAUUGCCCUUUUUCUAUUUUACUUUGCAGCAGAGUUUGUAGCAUUCAGAAAAAUCAUCCCAAAGUGGAAAUAGCGGAGUUUUACCACAUUUGUGGAGUGAGGGAUGGCUCUGCCUGGGUCAGACUCGAUUUUCCUGCUGGGCCCUGCCCUGCUGGGACACCUCCUGCUGCUUUCCUGCUCCGUAUGGAUGUGGCUCCAUCAGCUGCUCCCUGCUAUCCCUGGAUUUCCAGGCACAAGGAGCUGCUUUGGGUUUGAUGGGGAUUUUCCCCCCCCAAGCAAAAUGAGGUCUUGAUAUUCCUUUUGAGAAGAGAUUCCUUCUGCACUGCCCUUGGGUAUCUGGGAAGGAGCAGGGAAAGGCAGAGCCGAGUUUGGUUCAGCCUCUGUGUGUGAUGUGAUUUUCCUGCUGAGGCUGAGCAGAUCCAUCUGUGCAUCCAUGGGCUCAAACCUGAAUUUUUCCCUAUUUUCCUGCCAGCCCUGCUGUGGGGAGUUCCACAGGAAUGUGCUGUGCCAUGGUUCUUCUCCCUCAUCCCUCUGGGACACCGGAGAGGGUUUCCUGGGACAAACCUGGCUCUUGGUGCCACGGCCACACCUGGAGGGGAGAUCAGGGUGAGCCAGGGGAAGGUGCCCUUGCUGGGAGGUUGCCUCCCCUCAUUAGCACAGCUGCUAAUGAAUAUUGGAUAUCCCUCCCUGGAGCAAGGACAGGGUCGGGUCUGUGCCCAUCUCACCCUGCUCCCAGCACACAAACCACGGGCAGACCCUGCUGGGGACACCACAGGGCCAUUGUCACCCCCCUCACACCCCUGGCUGGGUUUGAUCCCUGCUUUAUUUCCUUUCAGCGUCUCACCAAAGGCAUCUUUGGGUUCCAGGCUCUGUAGCUUUGUUCAGCCAAAGUCCUGCUGAGGGCUGGGAAUGUCUUGGUGCUGAAUGAAUGUUCCAAGGUGUCCGUAGGAACACUGGGCUUGGGUGUAGGUACGAGAUGGGGAGGUUCAGUGGGAGCAAUACAGCCAAGGCUUGAUUAUCUGACUCUAUACCAAAGGUUUCUCCUCUUCAUUCCAUGGGAAUUCAAUGAGGCAAAUAUCUCUGGAAUUCAGAUGAGUUUUCCUAACGCAGUUUAGUCACUAAUUCGCUGGAUCUUUGGCAGAUUCUGCCCCAUUAACCCAAAGAAAUCAGAAUUUCCAGCGCAGUAACUCCGCCUGUAAAUGAUCGCUGGGUAGGGAUUGGAUUCCCUGCCUGAUGAGCCACUCCUCCCAAAAAACCCCAGUCGGGAUCCCUAGGAACAAACCUGGUCUGGAGCUGGAUCAGUCCAACACUGCCUUACCCGAGGAGCUCACGUUUGGGGGUGGUCACUGAGGCUUCUUCUGCAAAAAGGCUUCCCUACCAGAAACCAGUCUGAGAAGUCAGGAACAGCAGAUUGUCCCGCCAAGGUACUGAGGGAAAACUCGAGGAAUUGGCCUGUCCCUUGCAGGGAAGGCCUUGCCUGAAGUGAGGAAUGGGGCUGUGAAGCUGUCAUGAAACCACUGCCGUUGGGGUCAGCCUGCCAAGAGGUUCUGUGUUGCAUUCUGGGGACUUUGGGGUUUUCUUUGCUUUGUUUGUUUUUAUACGCAUAAGAAAACGGUCGAUUUUCUCUAUUUUUGUAUAGUUUUGCAUUUUAUAAUCAUGGGGAAAUUUUACAGACUGUUCUUUUACUUGUGUGUCUUGUCUUUCCAAGUGGUGUGGUUUGCUUUUCCGAUGGAGAAAAGGCCAUUCCUGCUGCUGCCAUGCCCGGAUCCCACUCUGCUCCCCUGGGAAUGUGCUGGGGCCUCUUCCCAGCCCCUCACCAACACACUUUGCACACACCUGAGACAUCCUUAACCCUCCUCUGUCACACUCAGCUGUCCCUUCUUUGCUUUUCAGUGUUGUUUUUAAUCUGAAUUUGUGGAUUUUGGUGAUUUCUCCCUCCAAGUGUUGUAAAAAGCCCACAGGUUUCAGCUGAGGCUUUCCCUGCUGUCUGCUGAUGUUAUUUUAUCCAAAAUUGGGGCUUUUCUUAAAUCCCUGUGCAGGAGAUGCUGUUGGUUGGUGCUUGGAAUUGCUCUUGGACAGGUUUCCUCUCCCCUUGGUACUCCCUGGCUGGGCUGGGAGCUGGGAUUUCGCCCUGGUGCCUGAGGAUUGCUCCUUAAAUAAUCCUGGGAUGAGCAGGGCUGCCCAGUUUCUCCUCCUCCAGGGAGCUCCAGCCCUGUGCUCUUGCAUCACUGAAGCUUCUCCCUGGAAUGAUACUGCCUUGAACUUUGGGAUCAGAGGAGAGGAGAGCUGCUGGAAUGCUAAAAUCCAGCCAAAACCAGAUUUUUUCCCCCAGCAGAGGUGGCAAUUGCCACUGAUUUGGCUCUGCAUAGAUUUUUAUGUUUUCUCAUUAAUGAUUUGUCACCUAAUGGUGCUUUUAAAAGUUUUUCUUGAUAGGGUUUGCCCCGUUCCCAGCACACGAUGGACGGGAAGGUUUCUCAUCAAACAUUCCUGGGGCACUCAGACCCACCUUCCACAUUCCCUCUGCCCUGGAAUUUUGGGCUGCCUCCUCUCCACCUGGGGCCUCCUGCUCUUCUCACCCACACUGAGUCACCCUCAAGCUCCAUUUGGGUGAAAUGAGAAAUGAAAAUCCCAAAAAGCCUCUCAGUUGUAAGGAAAUAAGGAAUUAGCCCUUGUCCUUGGCUGCCCCAUCCCGCUGCCAGGCUGGCGGCUCCUCCCAGGUGACCAACCUGUCUGAAUUUGGGGUUUUUUUGUUUCCUUCCUGGUCUCAUUGCUACUAGUCCUUUCAAGUUUUUAAUGUAUUGAUUGUGUUUUAAAAUGAAUGUUCCUUUCACUGAAUUCUAAUGAAUAAACUGCAGAUUUUUAGAGAA
Corvus hawaiiensis (hawaiian crow) is the source of this 7505-nucleotide messenger RNA. It is a transcript of the gene AMER1, whose product is annotated as APC membrane recruitment protein 1. Gene Ontology annotation, biological process: regulation of canonical Wnt signaling pathway. Gene Ontology annotation, molecular function: phosphatidylinositol-4,5-bisphosphate binding; beta-catenin binding. Lineage: Eukaryota; Metazoa; Chordata; Aves; Passeriformes; Corvidae. Gene Ontology annotation, cellular component: plasma membrane. The record is from RefSeq and is a predicted model, not a curated record. The transcript has 2 exons. The coding region runs from base 130 to 3336 and encodes 1068 amino acids.